AUGAAUAAUAUUAAUGAAUUAACAACUUACAGAAGCAGAAGUCAUUAUUCUCCUUCCCAACUAUCAUCAAAUUCUGGUCCUCUGAACCAACAAUACGAUGAGUUUGUAAACAAGAUAUAUGGAAAAACAAAGUAAAUUAAAAUACAUCAUCUCAUUCCCAAAUAAACCAAUAAAGUGUUUGAAUUAUCAACUCCUUAGUUUGAAGAUGCAAUCUAUAAAAAAAUGGAUGAUUACAUAAAAAACGAAAAGCUCAGCCAAAGAGAAACAAGGAUACAAGAAAGAAUCAUUGAAAAGGAGAUCAUUUAAUAAUAUAAGGAAAAAUAACACCUAUUCAAGUCCUAGAUACCCGAUUAAAAUUACAUCAGAAUACUAAAGUCUUGCCAAAAUUACAUACCCAAAUUUAAGUUUACCAGAUUCAACAGUCCUAAUAAUGAAGAAAAUAAUCAAAAAUUGUUAACCAGGGCUAGUGAAUUACUUCAAUAAAGAAAAUAGAGAUAUGAUAUCUAUAAAAAACAACUAGAGUAUGAAAGGAAGAAGGGUAAAAAAAUCUACUCUACGGGCAUUGACUCCUUUAAAAUUAAGAAACAUCGACUAAAUUAUUCAAAAAUGCAAAGAGUAAAAUGA
This is a messenger RNA of Paramecium tetraurelia, 624 nucleotides long. RefSeq lists its product as uncharacterized. NCBI's taxonomy places the organism in Eukaryota, Ciliophora, Oligohymenophorea, Peniculida, Parameciidae. The record is from RefSeq and is a predicted model, not a curated record. The transcript is spliced from 2 exons.